This is a messenger RNA of Mercenaria mercenaria, 1498 nucleotides long. RefSeq lists its product as uncharacterized. The transcript is spliced from 9 exons. NCBI's taxonomy places the organism in Eukaryota, Metazoa, Mollusca, Bivalvia, Venerida, Veneridae. Gene Ontology annotation, biological process: mitochondrial protein catabolic process; mitophagy by internal vacuole formation. The record is from RefSeq and is a predicted model, not a curated record. Gene Ontology annotation, cellular component: mitochondrial outer membrane. The coding region runs from base 150 to 1172 and encodes 340 amino acids.
CGGUAUAAAAGGUUAUGCAUAUUGAUUGCUCUAGACAGGUAGACGUAUACAGAAAAGGAAGUAAAUUACCACAUAUUUUAAAUCGAAAGUGUAAUUUGUUUUAAGUUAUAAACUGUUGACGUUAAUCUAUAAUCUGGACAAAGGACAGAAUGACUUCCUGUAUCAAUCUUGUGGUUAUCAUAGAGACGGUUGCUUUAGCCUCACUUAUUCUUCUUGUGUUGGGUUUGUUGAUAGCCAAAUAUUUAGGAUGUAUAGAAAUUUAUCGUCCUAAAAGAAGGCGCCGGAAUUACUUAGACCUUGAGGAGUCCAAUGAAAGGAGCAACAAAGGCAAUGAUCAGGUGGACAAUUGGAUACAAAAAAGACUGAGCAGGUUAGACGAAAUUGAAGCGUCGUAUGAAAAUCAGAAACAAAAAAUCAAGUCACUCCAAGAGCAGCUUAGUCAGGAAAGGGUGGAAAAGAAGAAAGAAAUAGCUGAAAAAGAAGAUGCUCUGAAACGACUGAGUGCUAUCAUGUCAAGCCGUUUGAAAGAUGGAAAUCCUAAUGUAGCAGAUCUGAAUGAUCAAAAUCGCCCAACCAAAAUAGGAGAACAGUUUUCAGAACUUUAUGACAAUCAAUGGACCGAUGCAUAUGGUGUCAUUGAGACUUAUUUUGAUCAACAGAAGAAUGAAUCUGAAAUCAUAGGCAUGCUGCUAGACAUUUUAGAGCAAUGUUUCAAGUUUUGUAAAGACAAGGCAAAUGAUCAGUUAACACACUUAAAUGACGACGUGAAGAAACUUGUACUAAUAGUUACAAAAAAAGACACUAAGCUAAUAGGUGACCUAAUGCAGCGCAUUAAAGAGGAAAGAAAACUGUGUGCAGUAGACGAACAACCAAAAUAUAGUGAGAUUGCGUCUACCACAAAGGAACACUUCUCAGCAAAAGAGACCAAAGCGGAUUUUCUAGAUAACCUUACAGUUAUACAGUUUACGCAGGAAUGUUUAAAGUUGUGUUGGUUGAUGGUAAUACAAGAUCCUCCAAUGUCUAUGAUUUUGAAACACACAGAGAAUGUACAUGAAGAGUUUAAGGCUUACAAGAACAGGGGCAAACACGUUUCUUUUGUUGUAUGGCCUGCCUUGCUUCUUGAAGAAGCAGGAUCGCUCAUAUCGAAAGGAAUUGCCGAAUUCCACCAGUAAAGCUAACAUACUGCACAUAAGAGACAUGCUAUACAUUUGUGUUUUAGAAAUAAGGUGAAAGUGAAAUGUUAGAAUUACAGUUAUGUACAACUGGCUAAAAGAUGUUCAUGCUUAAUGGCAGCUUCAAUGAAAUUGACUGUGUCCACAAUAAAACAGCCUGCCCAAUUAUAUGCUUAAAUGUAUUGAUCUGUUGUAUAUAAGUUUACUCCACAUUGUAACCUGGUAUUUCUUUGUGUCAUGGAUUUUGUAAUAGAAUUAGAUAUACUGUAAUCGCAAAUAUAAGCAUUUUUAGCAAAUUCCCCAAUAAACAGUUUUAUCAAAAAAUA